Messenger RNA from Drosophila gunungcola (fruit fly), 1678 nucleotides. RefSeq lists its product as uncharacterized. NCBI's taxonomy places the organism in Eukaryota, Metazoa, Arthropoda, Insecta, Diptera, Drosophilidae. The transcript has 9 exons. Bases 212 to 1609 code for a protein of 465 amino acids. The record is from RefSeq and is a predicted model, not a curated record.
CAUCAGUCGAUGUCUGGAUAGAAAUAGAACAACAAGUGGCUCGUUUGAGUUUAAUUCGCGAAUGGGAAACCCGAGUGCAAGUGUUUACAUUACUGCAAGUGCUCCAAAAACGAUCCGUGGUCCCCAAGCAUUAAACAUUAAAGUAUAGCUUAAACAAUUUGUAAGGUAUUAAAUUUUAAAGGCGUGGCACCGACCGUGUUUCGAAGGACAAAUGCCGAACAGCGAGAGACCCCGUUCCCGACCAAAGCACCGGAAUAAAACCAGGAUUCGAACUCGGGCCCCCACGCCGGAGGAUUUCCUGGAGAGUCACCUACUCCACAACCUUCUGGCCAGUCACCACCAUCCAGACAUCGAGUCUCAACUGGAAGAUCUUGGGAGCGAGAGUAACUACGAGUUCGACACUCAGGACGAGGAUGGGGAUGAUGGAAAUGUUGAGCUUCUGCAUGGGUUAAACUUAAAGAUGGAGCGGUCAAAAAAUGCGAUAGAGGAUAAUCAAGAGGAGUUUAAUGACAAGUCAGAUCCCGUGAUUCUGGCCGAGGAUGCUGGGGAGUUUUUUAAUCCUCCGGCAUUGGAAGAGAUUCCGUCUCUGUCUCCGCAAAUGUAUCCCUAUCCCAUGAACCACCGCCCUAGUUUUAUGGGCAAAUGCACACCGCCAAAGGUCAGAGGUCAGGGAUUCGAUCCGCCCUUUCUAUAUCCCGAAUUCAUUGCCAAAAACCAGGAAAGUCGUGUGAAGUACAUUUUCACUUUGGUGGAUAGUUUGGUGCUGCAAAUGGAGCAUUUCCGUAAAUUAAGCGAGCACUCAGACAACGAAAGAGACACAAAAACGCAUUCCACAGGAACAGUGCCCAAAUCCAGGCCCCAAAAUCGGUGCUUUAUAAAUAAGUUUGUCCAUGACUAUCCUUGUUGCAUGGAGCCAAAAAAACUGAACCAAUCUAAGAAUCAACGUUACGCUAAUAGUAGUGAGCAAUCAUAUCAUCGAUCUCUGGAGAUGAAUCCGGAGUUAGAACUCGAUUUGGACUGCGAGUUCGGAAUGGACCACAUCGAGAAGUUUCGAGCCAAUAAGGUUCGUGAUUUUUCCUUUGGAGAACCAGGAAUUGCAACGGAUAGGGAAGAAAUCACUGAUAAUACUGUCAAAAAGGAAGUGACCAAAAAGAAUGAGCCCCGUUUAAAAAGUGGCCACCGUGAAUUUUUCGACGGAUUCUCGAAAUGUGAGGACUUUAGGGUGCGCAAGGCCUCCUCUAAGCGCUUUGAAAGGGAGCCAAAAUGGCUGAUAGAUGAGGCCAGAACCACACGACCUUGCACUCCCAUCACACGACCUUGUACUCCCGAGCCGGGCCAUAAUAAGAUCCAGAACUCAGCAAACACAAAUUGGGACUUUUUAAUUUAUAAGGACUCAUACACAUCCGGAAAAGCUAAAGCCCGUGGCAUAGCUAAGGAAACUGCAGACGAAAGGGCACCUUUGACUGUCAAUAAUGGCAAUCGUGUUUAUCGGAUCCCCCGAAAGAAGGAAAUAACAUUGAAUGAAAUCAGACGCAUCUAUCUUAGGACUACCAUCAUUGACAAAAUAUCAACGGAAGGUCAACCCAUCUGUAAGACAAACAAAAAGUGAAAGUAGCAUUGCUAGACUUGAACAAAAAGAUCUUUAUCAAAAAACGAUAUGUCAAUGAAUAAGUUGACG